Triticum aestivum (bread wheat) is the source of this 1933-nucleotide messenger RNA. Its product is annotated as glucan endo-1,3-beta-glucosidase 11. Gene Ontology annotation, biological process: carbohydrate metabolic process. Bases 148 to 1365 code for a protein of 405 amino acids. The record is from RefSeq and is a predicted model, not a curated record. The transcript is spliced from 5 exons. Gene Ontology annotation, molecular function: hydrolase activity, hydrolyzing O-glycosyl compounds. NCBI's taxonomy places the organism in Eukaryota, Viridiplantae, Streptophyta, Magnoliopsida, Poales, Poaceae.
UACCGCACAGGUGCAACCCCCGGCCGUCCGGUCUCCGUCCCGCCUGUCUAUAAAUACGCAAUACCCUCCUGCCUCUCUCCCUCCCCCUCCUCCUAGCUUCAUUCCCUCCCCGCUCCAACUAUCGGAUCGAUCGUGUCAGCAGCAGCAAUGGCGCCAUUUGCGACGCCGAUGAGGUCGGCGUCCCUGCAGCUCUCUGCUCUCCUCUGCAUCCUCCUCUGCUCAGAGGUCUGGGUGCUGCAAUGCGGCGCGGCGAUCGGCAUCAACUACGGGCAGGUGGGCAACAACCUGCCGACGCCGGCGCAGGUGGUGUCGCUGCUGUCGUCGCUGCGGGUCGGCAAGGUGCGCAUCUACGACGUCAACCCGCAGGUGCUGGCGGCGUUCGCCGGCACGGGCAUCGAGCUCAUCGUCACCGUGCCCAACGACCUGGUGCAGCCCAUGGCCGCCAGCGCCGGCCAGGCCAUGCAGUGGGCCACCGCCAACAUCAAGCCCUACUUCCCGGCCACGCGCGUCACGGGCAUCGCCGUCGGGAACGAGGUCUUCACCGACGACGACGAGGCGCUCAAGGCCAGCCUCGUCCCGGCGAUGCGCAACCUGCACGCCGCGCUGGCCCAGCUGGGCAUGGACGGGUACGUGCACGUCUCCACGGCCAGCUCCCUCGGCGUGCUGGCCAACUCGUACCCGCCGUCGCAGGGCGCCUUCACGCCGGAGUGCGCCCCCCUCAUGCUCCCCUUCCUCCGCUUCCUCGCCGAGACCAACGCCCCCUUCUGGAUCAACGCCUACCCCUACUUCGCCUACAAGGCCGACCCAGCAAACGUGUCCCUGUCCUACGCGCUGUCGGACCCGUACCACGUCGGCGCGGUGGACCCCUACACCCACCUGCAGUACACGAGCAUGCUGUACGCGCAGGUGGACGCGGUGACCUUCGCGGCGGCGCGGCUGGGCUACGGCGGCAUCCCGGUGUUCGUGUCGGAGACGGGGUGGCCGUCCAAGGGCGACGCCGACGAGGUGGGCGCGACGGUGGAGAACGCCCGCGCGUACAACCGGAACCUGCUGGUGCGGCAGGUGGGCAACGAGGGCACGCCGCUGCGCCCCCGCCAGCGCCUCGAGGUCUACCUCUUCGCGCUCUUCAACGAGGACAUGAAGCCCGGCCCGACCUCCGAGAGGAACUAUGGCCUCUACCAGCCCGACGGCCGGAUGGUCUACAACGUCGGCCUCGCGCAGCAGCAGACCACGUCGGCGGCGUCCCUCUCCCUCGCCGCCUCCUCCGCGCCUCCCACCAGGGAUGUUGGGAAGGACUUGACCUGCCUGUGCAUCCUCUCAGCUCUGGCCAUCCUGCUCACCUCCCAGGCUUUCUUACUGGGAUAGCAAAAGCACCCAGGAGCGCGGCCAUAUGCAUGCAAGCAAAAUGGCCUUGACUUUUGUGGACCAAAAGCCUUGCAGACCAAAGGGCAGAGAUGGUGCACCAUUUGAAGGAGGCAAAAGGAAAGCAUGUAUGGUGUAGGCCAGAGAAAAAGCUUCUCUUUGCGAUGUGGAAGGCACUACCUCUGCCCUCGUGGGGUGUGGUGGGCUUGUGGACGGCACAGCGUGUAAAUAUUGCGAGGCAAAGGUCCCGUUUUGUGACGCGCGCACACAUGGGAUUCCGGGAGAUAUGCGGGGAAGAUGGAGAGAAAGGGUGGCCGAUGCUGCGGGAUUCGCUUUUCAGCGCCGAGGCUGAUUUAUGCCCCCUUUGUGCCAUGUCAAGCUGCGGUGGUGUGAGGCUCGUGCUCGUGUAUAUAUAUGGUUUAUGAUCCGAUUAUUAUUAUAUAUAUUCUUUUAUUUGUUCUAGGCUCGGAGUCCCUGCGGCUGGUGAUGAUCAGUUGGUAUGCGGGCUCUGGGCGUUGAUGUAAAUAACUGCAAAAUUUAUCAGAGUAUAUUAUGAUUCUCGCUGCAAUUA